This is a messenger RNA of Lepus europaeus (European hare), 4722 nucleotides long. RefSeq names its product carnosine synthase 1 (gene CARNS1). The transcript is spliced from 8 exons. Lineage: Eukaryota; Metazoa; Chordata; Mammalia; Lagomorpha; Leporidae. The coding region runs from base 837 to 3800 and encodes 987 amino acids. The record is from RefSeq and is a predicted model, not a curated record. Gene Ontology annotation, biological process: carnosine biosynthetic process. Gene Ontology annotation, molecular function: ATP hydrolysis activity; ATP binding; metal ion binding.
GGGAUCCCUCCCCCAGAAGGCCCAAGUCCCUGGAGACAGAGUCCCCAAGGCAGGGCUGAUGGACCCGGACAGACAAGCCCAAACGGGGCUCCACACCCUGGACACCCUGCCCCCACCUCGCAUGCCAGCGAGGAGCAACUCCCGCACACCAGGCCCUUGUCUGUCCCCCAUCAGCCCGGGGAGCGAGGCCCGCCUGCUAGUGCCCUUGACCCUGUCACUGCACAGUAUUUCCCGAGGUGUGGGACAGGCAGGGCACCCCUGGUCUGGGCCGUCCAGGGCACCCCUUGUAGAAGAGGACACGGAGGCUGGGAGUUUGCCCUGCCAAACUGGACUCAAGCCCUCAUCUGGGGCCCGGCCCAGCCGCGGCACCCAGUGAGUCCCUGGGUCCAAGUUCCACAGCACCCCCGGGAUGGACCCAGAGAGGCUGCACUGAGGUGGCCCGGACUGUCCCCUGGGAGGCAGGAGACUGCAGGGCGCUAGUGUCUCCACGGGCGCAGCAGCCCGCUGGGGAGUCAGCCAGCCUGGGAGGGGGCAGGGGUGUUAGAUUUCAUGCAAAGAAAGCAAUUCAGGCCUCGGAGCAGCAGCCUUCCCCUCCCGUGCCGGCACAGCCCGCGUGUACAGCUGUGGCCACGGUGUAGCAGCCCCUUGGUGCACUCGGCCCAGGGAAGGGAGCAGCCCGGGAGUGGUCCCUGGGCUGCUCCCUGUCCUCUGACAGCUACGUGGGCCACGCCUCGAUCAACGAAGCAUUGCCAGCACCUGGCCAGGACAGUCCCUGCUGCCCCCGCGGCUGCCCGUCCCGGGCAGCGCUCCCAGGAGCUCCCAGAGCGCUCGCACCCAUGCCGUCCCACAGACAGCCCAGGCUGGGAGAGUGGGGGCUUAGCUCUUCUUUGGCUUACCGUGCCCCCUCGCCCACCCCGUCCGAGACCAACCACUUCUGUCCCCCUCAGCUCUCCCUGGACGCGCUGGGCCCCGAGUGGGACUGCCCACUGGGCUCCAAGGAUGUGGAGGAAGAGGAGGGCCCGUGGGGAGGGGGCUCUGGCCUGCCGCCCACAAGCGGCUUCCCCGGCUCCUGGCGCCAGGACGUGGGCCUGGACUGCAAGGGCUCCCCGGAGGGGGCCGAGGCCCGGGCCUGGACUGUACAUCACUACAGCCUUCUGCAGAGAUGUCUACAGCAAGCUGGGCUCCCGGAGACUCAGGACCGCAGCCAGGUGCCCCGCACAGGUUGCCCCGGGGCCGAGGUGACCUUGUGCAUUCUGGGGUCCCCCUGCACCUUUCUGUCCGUGCUGCUGGAGGGGGGCGUCCAGAGCCCGGGGAACAUGCUCCUUUGCCUGUCCCCUGCUUGGCUGACGAAGGCGCCCGCACCGGGGCAGCCGGGUGAGGCGGCGCUGCUGGUCUCCAAGGCCGUGAGCUUCCACCCGGGGGGCCUGACAUUCCUGGAUGACUUUGUCCCUCCUCGCCGGGCCACCUACUUCCUGGCGGGCCUGGGGCUUGGGCCUGGCCUAGGCCGGGAGGCAGCUGAGCUGGCCCGCAACCUGAGCUGCCCCACAGGCGCGUCCGAGGAGCUGGCCCGGCUGCUGGAGGAUCGGCUGCUGAUGAGACGGUUGCUGGCCCAGCAGGGCACCGUGGCCGUGCCAGCCACCCUGGCUUUCGCCUACAAGCCACCAGGGCUGCUGCGGGGAGGGGCUGCCAGCCCGGGGCUGCGGCUGGUGGAGUUGAGUGGCAAGGAGGGCCAGGAAACCCUGGUGAAAGAGGAAGUGGGCGCUUUUCUGCGCUCCGAGGCCCUGGGCGCUGCCCUGCAGGUGGUCGUGAAGCUCAGCGGCUGGCGCUGGCGGGGGCAGCAGGCUUUGCGCCUGCACCCACGGGCCGAGCCGGGCGCCGUGGUGGACACGGUGCUGGUGCUGCUGGAGAAGCUGGAGGAGGAGGAGAGCGUCCUGGUGGAGGCCGUGUGCCCACCUGCCUGGCUGCCCCUCCCAGGCGGCCCCUCGCAGGGCCCUGAGCUGGCUGUGCGCAUCUGUGCUGUGGUGUGUCGGACCCAGGGGGACAGGCCCCUGCUGAGCAAAGUGGUGUGCGGCGUGGGCCGCGGGGACAGGCCGCCGCGGCACCGCAGCUCCGUGCCCAGGACCCUGGAGGUGGCCCUGGCCCAGUGCGGCCUUGGCGAGGCGGCGCAGGUGGAGGCCGUGAGGCAGCGCGUCCAGGAGGCGGCCGAGGCCGCGAUGGCCGCCGUGCUGGCCCUGGAGGCCGGCCUGAGCGCCGAGCAGCGCGGGGGGCGUCGGGCCCGCACCGACUUCCUCGGCGUGGACUUCGCCCUGACGGUGGCCGGCCGCGCGCUGACCCCCGUGGCCCUGGAGCUGAACGGCUGCCGGUGUCUGGAGGCGUGCGGGGCGCUCGAGGGGCUAUGGGCCGCGCCGCGCCUGGGGCCGGCGGCGGAGGGGCCGGCGGCCGCGCCGCUCGUGGAAACCAUGCUCCGGCGCUCGGCGCGCUACCUCAUGGAGGGCAAGCAGCUGCUGCUCGUGGGCGCCGGCGGCGUCAGCAAGAAGUUCGUGUGGGAGGCGGCGCGCGACUACGGGCUCAAGCUGCACCUGGUGGAAUCGGACCCCAACCACUUUGCGUCCCAGCUGGUGCACACCUUCAUCCACUUUGAUGUGACGGAGCACCGGCGGGACGAGGAGAAUGCACGGCGGCUGGCGGAGCUGGUGCGGGCGCGCGGCCUGCAGCUGGACGGCUGCUUCUCCUACUGGGACGACUGCCUGGUGCUCACGGCCCUGCUGUGCCAGGAGCUGGGUCUGCCCUGCAGCCCCCCGGCCGCCAUGCGCCUGGCCAAGCAGAAGAGCCGCACCCAGCUGCACCUGCUGCGCUGCCGCGGCCCGCCCUGGCCCGCGCCCUCGCUGCACGCCGUGCCCUGCUGCCCGCUGGAGAGCGAGGCCGACGUGGAGAGAGCCGUGCGCCAGGUGCCGCUGCCUGGCGUCAUGAAGCUGGAGUUCGGGGCCGGCGCGGUGGGCGUGCGGCUGGUGGAGGACGCUCCACAGUGCCGGGAGCACUUCUCCAGAAUCGCCCGCGACCUGCAGGCCGAGGCUGACCACCCGGGCAUCGGGCUGGGCUGGGGCAACGCCAUGUUGCUGAUGGAGUUCGUGGAGGGCACUGAGCAUGACGUGGACCUGGUGCUGUUUGGCGGGCGGCUGCUGGCCGCCUUCGUCUCCGACAACGGCCCCACGAGGCUGCCCGGCUUCACGGAGACGGCGGCCUGCAUGCCCACGGGGCUGGCGCCAGAGCAGGAGGCCCAGAUGGUGCAGGCCGCCUUCCGCUGCUGCCUGGGCUGUGGGCUGCUGGACGGGGUCUUCAACGUGGAGCUAAAGCUGACCAGGGUGGGGCCCCGGCUCAUCGAGAUCAACCCCCGCAUGGGCGGCUUCUACCUGCGGGACUGGAUCCUGGAGCUGUACGGUGUGGACUUGCUGCUGGCCGCCGCCAUGGUGGCCUGUGGCCUGCGGCCGGCCGUGCCCCCCCACCCGCGCGCGCGGGGCCACCUCGUGGGCGUCAUGUGCCUGGUGUCCCAGCACCUGCAGACGCUCAGCUCCACCGCCAGCCGCGAGACCCUGCAGGCCCUGCACGACCAGGGCCUGCUGCGCCUGAACCUGCUGGAGGAGGCACUGGUGCCCGGCGAGUACGAGGAGCCCUACUGCAGUGUGGCCUGUGCCGGGGCCAGCCCUGCCGAGGCCCGCCUCCGCCUGCUGGGCCUCUGCCAGGGCCUGGGCAUCGACAGGCCCAACUACCCGGUGGCCCACUUCCUGUCUCACUUCAAAUAGCACUGGGGCCAGGGGGCAGGGACCAAGUGCUGGGGGAGGCGCCCCGAGCCGGGUGCCCCCUGAGGCUCUCCCUGCCUCUCCCUCUAGCCCCCCUCCCCCCAGGGCCCCUUCCCAGCCCCAGCCCGGCCUGCCCUGGGGCCUGCGGGACCCCAAGCCUGCUGGGCUCGAGGGCCACAGAAGCUUGGAGGUGGGGGGCUGCUCGGCCCCCUUGCCCUUCCCAAAGGCCCCAGUGCAGCCCCAGGGUUCUGGCCUUGUAGGUGUGACAGCAGCUGCAUGUGCACGCGCGCGCACACACACACACACACACUGCUGCCACCCCCCCAGCCCUUCCCAGGUGCGAAUGGGCCCAAACCCUGCCUCUCUUCAGCACCCCUCCAGGCCGGCUCCUCCCUGCCACCUGCAGGGAGAGAGCGGUCCCUGGCUUUGGACAAACCCCCGGAAGACCUGAGUUCUAGGAUAGUUCCAAGCUUCUGGCCACAGUGAGCAGUAGAAGCGGGGAGCAGAGGCGGCAGUGCCCGUCUCUCCUCGUGCCCCCGGGCAGACACGGCCGCCCCCAUCCUCCAGGCGAGCAAAUGAGCUCACAAAGGAAACGCAGCUGCCCUACGAUGACACCGCCGCGGGCGGAGGGUCACGGGACACCAGGAACGCCGGGUUUUGCCUUUUACUAAGUCUUAACGUGCAACUCAGCUUCCAGGCGCUGUUACCGCUGUGCCCAAGUCGUGUGAACGCCUCCCUCCGUGCCCCAGGCUCCCUUCCCCCCCCCCCCCCCCCCCCCGCGCCCUGAGCUUCGCUGCUUCGGCCUCUGGCAGAGGCUAUGAGACAUCUGCCCUGAAUUCAGAGCAGGAAGACUGAAGACCUGCGCAGCACGGGGCCCGUGCUCGGCGGCUCACGCCUCCCUUCCCCAAUAAAGGCUGAUGCACUA